AUGGCUUCAACGUCACCUUUUAACCUGGCCACUUGUGCCCGCCCUAAUAUCCUCCAAUUGCAGCCAUACCGAUGCGCACGAGAUGACUACAAAGAUGAUGGGACGAACGUGCUCCUCGACGCCAACGAGAAUGCCUUUGGCCCUGGUCUUGCGCUGAACAGCGAGGGCGCAUUGCAGGCCUCCCAGACCGGCAAUGCGACAGGAGCCUCCAAGCCCGAGAUCGACUUCCUGGGUUUGAACCGCUACCCCGAUCCUCACCAAAUUGAACUCAAGCAGCUGUUCUGCAACCUCCGAAACACCCACCACCACACCCCCAAGACCCUACUCCCCGAGCACAUGUUCUGCGGCGUCGGAUCCGACGAGGCCAUCGACGCCCUACUACGAUGCUUCUGCGUCCCAGGCAAAGACAAAAUCCUCACCUGUCCCCCAACCUACGGCAUGUACAGCGUGAGCGCGCAAGUCAACGACGUCGAGAUCGUCAAAGUCCCCCUCGACGCCUCGAACGGCUUCCACCUCCAACCAGAGAAAAUCAACGCAGCCCUCACAGCCGACCCAUCCAUCAAAUUAGCCUACAUCUGCUCCCCAGGAAACCCAACGGCAAAUCUCAUCCGCAAAGAAGACAUCCGCCAAGUCCUCGAGCACCCAACGUGGAACGGCGUCGUCGUCGUCGACGAAGCCUACAUCGACUUCGCGCCCGAAGGCUCCAGCCUCGCAGAAUGGGUCACCGAAUGGCCCAACCUAGUUGUAAUGCAAACCCUCAGCAAAGCCUUCGGACUGGCAGGUAUCCGCCUGGGCGUCGCCUACACCAGCCCAGAGAUUGCCCGCCUCCUCAACAGCCUCAAAGCCCCCUACAACAUCUCCAGCCCAACCAGCGCGCUCGCCUCGGCCGCCCUGACAGGCCCCAACAUGGCCGUUAUGCGCCACUACCGCGAGCAGAUCAUUGCCCAGCGCGACCGGCUCGUGCGCGAGUUACCCACUAUCCCUGGUGUGGGCCAGUUCCUUGGCGGGUAUGACGCCAACUUCUUGCUUGUGCAAAUUCUGGAUGGCGAGGGCCGACCGUGUAACGUGACUGCGUUGGCGGCGUAUGAAGCUAUGGCGGAGAAGCGUGGCGUCGUUGUGCGGUUCCGCGGUAAGGAGCUUGGGUGUGAGGGCUGUUUGCGCAUUACGGUUGGUACCGAGGCUGAGGUCUCGAAGUUCCUGCAGGAGUUGCGGGUUGUGCUUGGGGGGCUGCGUUAG
Molecule: messenger RNA, 1236 nt
Organism: Penicillium arizonense
Lineage: Eukaryota; Fungi; Ascomycota; Eurotiomycetes; Eurotiales; Aspergillaceae
Product: histidinol-phosphate transaminase
Exons: 3
Coding region: 1-1236 (411 amino acids)
Biological process (GO): L-histidine biosynthetic process
Molecular function (GO): pyridoxal phosphate binding; L-histidinol-phosphate:2-oxoglutarate transaminase activity
Source: RefSeq, a predicted model, not a curated record